GCAACAGCCCGCCAUGCCGCACACAAUAAUCAAAUUAUUGUUGUUGGUCGCCGGAGUAACUCUGUGUGUUACACAGGAUACACAGGAUGUAAGGGAAGCAAGGUUAGUGCAGACCGCACAGGGGCCCGUGAGGGGAUAUAAGAAGGAUGAUAUCUUCUAUUUUUACGGGAUCCCGUAUGCCACGGCGCCUACUGGAAUGCGCAGAUUCACCGCACCGCUUCCAGGACCAGUAUGGAUGAACCCCCUUGAAGCUGUCAAUAAUAUGAUAAUUUGUCCACAAGGCAGCUCUCUAAAUGAUUCAAUGCUAAGGAUAUCUCGUCAGGAUAUGCGAGAAGACUGUCUCGUGGCAAACAUCUAUAUGCCCGAUACAGAGGAGACUAAUCUUCCUGUCGUGGUCUAUGUCCAUGGAGGAGGUUACCAACUAGGAUUCGGAAACUUUGGUGACCCAAGCCCAUUAGUGCGCACCAAAAAAGUUAUAGCUGUCACUUUCAACUAUCGCUUAGGAGUGCACGGUUUCCUCUGUCUGGGCACAGAAAAUGCUCCGGGUAACGCUGGAAUGAAAGACCAAGUCGCGCUGCUUCGAUGGGUACAGAAGAACAUCGCUAACUUUGGGGGAAAUCCCAAUGAAGUCACUAUUGCUGGGUACAGCGCUGGUUCGUCAGCAGUGGACCUCCUGAUGCUCUCAGAGAUGACCAAGGGUCUUUAUAAUAAAGUUAUACCCGAGAGCGGUGCAAGUGUCGCUGUAUGGAGCGUUGUACUUGAUCCUAUUCAGAAUGCAAAGGAUUUUGCUAAGCAGCUUAACUUCACUAACGUUGAUAAUAUCAAUAGUUUGGAAGAAUUCUACUCAACAUUGUCAUACGAGGAUUUGACGUCAGAUAUUUUCUUUACUACAGAGGAUUCAAAUUCUAUGUUUACACCUUGUAUUGAGCGUGAUACCGGUGUUGAAAAGUUCCUAGAUGAUGCUCCAGUUAACAUUUUAACACAAGGAAAAUACAGAAAAGUACCAGUCCUAUAUGGAUUUGCAAAUAUGGAAGGUUUAUUUCGGGUACCAUGGUUUGAGUUAUGGCAAGAAUCAAUGAAUGAAAGAUUUUCAGAUUUUUUGCCAGUUGACUUGCAGUUUGAAAACAACGAAGAAAAGGAGCGUAUUGCGAAAGCUAGUAAAGAGUUUUAUUUUGGUGACAAACGCAUAUCGGCUGAAACUGUUCAAGGGUUUAUCGAUUACUUCUCUGAUGUCUUAUUUACAUUUUCUCAUUUGAGAUCAGUUAAGUUGCAAGUGGAGGCUGGAAGUGAUUCAAUAUACCUGUAUGAAUAUUCGUUCUUCACGCCACAUCCCGAAUUCUUUCCAGAAUACGUGAAAAAUAUCACAGGGGCAACUCACACUGCCCAGACUGAUACGGUAUUGGAAUUCGAGUUCGUUGGUCCUGAUUCUGAUGAGUACAAGAGAAUGAAGAACAUAAUGGUCGAGCUCUGGGUGAACUUUAUUACUACGGGUAAGCCAGUACCUGAAGGAUCAGAUCUCCCUUCUUGGCCCCCAGUUGGCGCUAACAGGUCGCCCUAUAUGUCUCUAGGAGAAGAGAUAACGCUCAAUGGAAGCCCUCUCUUGGAGGAACGUACACUCUUUUGGGAGGACAUCUACGGUCGUUUCUACAGAUCUCCAUCAGCGCCAUCUUCUGCGAAUACACUGAAGCAAACUCUAACACAAUAUUUGUUACUAUCCUUCUGUAUAUUAAAUGUGAUUUUUACGUAA
This is a messenger RNA of Cydia amplana, 1747 nucleotides long. Its product is annotated as esterase E4-like. The record is from RefSeq and is a predicted model, not a curated record. NCBI's taxonomy places the organism in Eukaryota, Metazoa, Arthropoda, Insecta, Lepidoptera, Tortricidae. Bases 14 to 1747 code for a protein of 577 amino acids. The transcript has 3 exons.